GUCUAUUUUCGAUUGAUGCUCCCUUGCUCGCUUCCUACGGGUCGCAUCACUUGUUCGUCCUGGGCGCUGUAGUUCCUGCUUCAUGCUUGAUGACUUCCAUUCUCAGACAGGACCUGAAUUAGUUCAGAAAGCCUUAUGAAUGGUGUUAAAGCACCAGGUGCUUCCUCGCAGCGACAGCGAGGCUUGUGCCACUGGUACCGUGCAAUGUUGUGCAUCUACUCAGAGCGAAACGACUUGAGUCCCAGUGUUACGGGCCUCUUGGGUUCCCUUGGAGUCGACAUUAGCACCCUCACCGGCAAUAUCGGUCUGACUUGCAGCACUAUCGCUGUCAUUGGCCCUAUCAGCGUAACCCAAUGCAACAACCAAGUUGUCUGCUGCAGUAAUAACACAUUUAACGGCGUCGUUGCCCUCGGCUGCAACCCAAUCAAUACCGGCCUCUGAGAAAGUUUGCGAGUGGGAAUUUUUGCGAGGUCAGAGAACGGUGCGGAGGUUAG
Desarmillaria tabescens is the source of this 494-nucleotide messenger RNA. RefSeq names its product fungal hydrophobin-domain-containing protein. Bases 136 to 441 code for a protein of 101 amino acids. The record is from RefSeq and is a predicted model, not a curated record. Gene Ontology annotation, cellular component: fungal-type cell wall. Gene Ontology annotation, molecular function: structural constituent of cell wall. The transcript has 5 exons. Lineage: Eukaryota; Fungi; Basidiomycota; Agaricomycetes; Agaricales; Physalacriaceae.